This is a messenger RNA of Diachasma alloeum, 6578 nucleotides long. It is a transcript of the gene pcm, whose product is annotated as 5'-3' exoribonuclease 1. The transcript is spliced from 8 exons. Gene Ontology annotation, biological process: nuclear-transcribed mRNA catabolic process; rRNA catabolic process. The record is from RefSeq and is a predicted model, not a curated record. Lineage: Eukaryota; Metazoa; Arthropoda; Insecta; Hymenoptera; Braconidae. Gene Ontology annotation, cellular component: nucleus. The coding region runs from base 175 to 5115 and encodes 1646 amino acids. Gene Ontology annotation, molecular function: 5'-3' RNA exonuclease activity; RNA binding.
CCGAACUCGAGUAGUGAACAGACAAGCUCAUAUACCUGUAUUCAACUGUUUGUGGUUAUACCCGGAACAUUUUUUUUAAUCUUUAAGAUAAAAUAUAUAUUUUUAUGCCGAUAAACUCACACAAAUUGCGAUUAUUUAUUACUGAUAAAAACCUAGUUUUAACGAGGGAGAACAAUGGGGGUACCAAAGUUCACGCGAUUUAUUUGUGAGAGGUAUCCCUGCCUCUUGGAGGUGUUGAACGACUAUCAGAUCCCAGAGUUUGAUAACUUAUAUUUAGAUAUGAAUGGCAUUAUUCACUGCUGUUCACAUCCCAAUGAUGCUGAUGCACAUUUUCGAAUAACUGAAGAGACUAUUUUUAAGAAUAUAUUCCUCUACGUGGAGAUACUAUUCCGCACGAUAAAGCCACAGAAGUUGUUCUUCAUGGCUGUUGAUGGGGUUGCACCACGUGCCAAAAUUAAUCAGCAGAGGAGUAGGAGGUUUAAGUCGGCUAAAGCGGCUGAGGUUGUCGAGGCUAGGGCACGUGCCAAGGGUGAAGUACUACCGGAGGAGGCCAGGUUCGACUCCAAUUGUAUCACUCCUGGAACUGAGUUCAUGGCUAAAUUGACUGAACAGCUGAGGUAUUUUGUUAUUUACAAGAUAUCCACUGACAAGUUGUGGCAGAAGUGCAAAAUUAUCUUGAGUGGACCUGAGGUGCCAGGUGAGGGUGAGCACAAGAUAAUGGACUACAUCCGCUACAUGAGGUCCCAGCCAGACCACGACCCCAACACCCGCCACUGUCUGUACGGUCUGGACGCAGACCUGAUAAUGCUCUCCCUCUGCACACACGAGCCGCACUUCGCAGUGCUCCGAGAGGAAGUGAAGUACGGUCGAAACCCCCAGAAGUCGAGCACACUCCCCGAAAAGACAAAAUUCUGUCUCCUCCACGUCUCCCUCCUCCGCGAGUACAUGGAGCACGAGUUCGAGUCCCUAAAGUCCUCCCUCCCCUUCCCCUUCGACCUAGAAAAAAUAAUAGACGACUGGAUCCUGAUGGGAUUUCUGAUCGGCAACGACUUCAUUCCCCACCUGCCAAACCUCCACAUAGCGAAUGGAGCCCUCCCAGUGCUGUACCAAGCCUACAUGGAGACCCUCCCAACCCUGGAGGGUUACAUAAACGAGUCUGGAGCCCUGAACCUCCCUCGAUUCGAGAAAUUCAUGGAGAAGCUCUCGAGCCUGGACGUGAAGCACUUUUCGGAGCACCAGGCAGACUUGAAGUACUUCGAGGGCAAGACAGGUCGUCGUGCAGCCGAAAACGAUCGAACAAUGAACAAAAAACCCAGCCCAGAGGACAAUCCCCCGAAGAAGUCCUUCAAAAAGGACCUGGAGAACCUGAUCCAGUCCACCGAGGAAAUGCUCCUGGGCCACUCCGACGAGGAAGACGAUCUCCUGGACACCGAGGACUCUGACAACGACACCUACACCCUGGAAUUCCUCCAGCACAAGCAGGACUAUUACCUGAAAAAAUUCGACUACGAGAAAGUCGAUGCUGACGUGAUGAGACAACAGGCUGAGGCAUACGUCACAGCCAUCCAGUGGAAUCUCCACUACUACUACAACGGCUGCUGCAGCUGGUCCUGGUACUACCCCCACCACUACGCCCCCUUCAUCUCGGACAUAAAGAAUUUCAAGGAUUUGAAAUUUAAUUUCGAGCUUGCAACGCCAUUUCUCCCUUUUCAGCAGCUGUUGGCUGUGCUGCCAGCUGCCAGCAGAGGUCUUCUGCCUGAGGCUUACCAGGGGCUUCUGACGGAGGAGGAGUCACCCAUCAUUGAUUAUUACCCUGGGGAGUUUAAAACGGAUCUCAAUGAGAAGAAGCAGGAGUGGGAGGCCGUUGUGCUGAUUCCCUUUAUCGAUGAGAAAAAUCUUCUCGAGGCCAUGGAGCCUUACAAUGCUAAAUUGACGCCUGAGGAGCAGAAGCGAAAUCGUCACGGACCCAUGAGCGUUAUUACGUACACGGAGGCCAACCUGGGGGUGAUAACGGCGCCAGCUUACUUUCCCACGAUCGAGAGUCAUGCGAGGAUCACUCUGGUGGACCCCAAGGACAUCGAUGUCCCCAGGGAGAGGCUCAGGAAGGGGCUCAUGGAGGGCGCCAAGCUGAGUGUGUACUUCCCAGGUUUUCCGACGCUCCAGUAUCUCCAGCAUGAGGCGAAGCCGGAGAAGGGCAAGGUCAAGGUGUUCGAGCAGCCGUCGAGGAAUGAGAACAUGAUGAUUACGAUUUUGCCGAGGGAGACGCCUGGGAUCAAUCAACUGGCGAGCGAUCUCCUGGGGAAAAUUGUGUUCAUCAAGUGGCCGCAUCUGCUGGAGGCUCAUGUCAUUGGGGUCUCGGAUGGCUCCAGGAAGUUCUCGUUGAUCGAUCCUGACAAGGGGUACAGUCCGGAUAAUGUGAAGAGGGAGGAACUCAAGGCACAGGGGCUGAUUCAGUGGAGGGCAGAGGCUAGAGACGUCUCCAUGGGAUACAAAACCAGAUUUGGAAUAAUCACUGGGGACAUCGAGGCUCUAGUGCACGUGCGACCAAUCACUGGUCGCAGGUACAUCCUGACGUCCCAGGGUCGAAUGUCCCUCCAGAAGGAAUGGUGCAACAUCCCCUCUUACUGCCCCUAUCAAUCAAUCGUUCGUGAUAUCGCCGUCGAGGAGACCGGGAACAUCUCCCACAAGAAUAUUUCCGAGAUAUACACCCCCAAGAGUGUCUGCUUCAUGCUGGGGCACCCUCACUACGGGGCCAUGGGAGAAGUGGUGGAGCCGGGGGUCAAUCACAAGACUGGAAGGGUCAAGGUCGCCAUGAAUUUCACUCCAGAGCCUGAGUUCUCGGCUCUCAAACGAGAGCAGCACCAGAUGAAGAUGCAGUACAUGCAUGGCUCCAUUGCUGCCCAGAGGCUGGGGAUCAGUAGUCAUCUGUUGAGUAGAAUCACAGGUUCAAUUUUUGUGCAGCCGAAUUUCUCGGAGAACGAGAAGAAGCAACAGAAUGUUGGACUGAACCUCAAAUUCAACAAGAGGAACGAGGAGCUCCCCGGUUACACGAGGAAGGUGAGUGGCCAGUGGAUGUACAGCUCCAAGUCAGUGGGACUCAUCAGAGACUACAUGGAGCAGUACCCGAAGCUCUUCGAGCGGCUCGUGGAGAACGUGGGAAACGACAUCUUCAAUGAAGACGAUUUGUUCACGUCAGGAGGUGGUGAUGUAAUGGACGUCGUGAAGUGGCUGAAGGAGCAGCCCUUCAGGGCUGUUGAGAGUCGCAAUUGCCACUACGAGGGGCUUGAUCCUGACAUUAUUGCUCAGUUGCAGACAGAGAUUGAUGAGUUCGUGGAGAAGAAUGAGAAUAGUGCCAAGACUGUUAUCAUGCAAGUCAAGCCACACUUGUUAUUCAAGCCUGGUAUCAACAAUGGAAAUAUACCACCCGAUACGAGGGCUAAACAUCGAGUGUUCGAUAGAAUAAUAUCGGUUAAGGAGAAUUCGAGUGUUCCACUUGGGUACAAGGGGACUAUUAUCAAUGUCCAGGGGGUGGAAGGAAACAGUGAUAAUGUUUAUGAUGUUUUGUUUGACAAGCCAUUCAUCGGGGGAAUUUCUUUCACUGGUGGCGCCAACAGUCGCAGGGCCAAGCUCCAUGCCGCUGAGUUUAUUAACAUCAGUCAUGGGGUGAGGACUGAGCAGGAUAUCGCGGGAAUUGUUAAUGUCCCUGAUAAGAUCGUGAAGAAGAAGCAGGCCGGGGUGGAUAGUGCUCAGAACAGUGCUUUUGCCUCGUUCAAUUCACAGGGGAAUUUCUUCCCUGUUUUUGGAAAGGGGAAGAGUCAGAAUCACAGUCAGGGGCAGGGGCAGGUCUGGGUUAUGAAGAAGAAUCAGGCGCAGGGGGCGAAGAAGGAGGCGGAGAAGAGUGAGAAGAAGGAGGUGAAGGGACAGGCUGGGAGGAAGGCUGAGGCACAUGUGGGGACUGAGCAGGGCAGGAAGAGUGAGGGGAAUACUGAGUUCCAGAUGCUGUGGAAUGAACUGCAGAGAAUUCCGGUACCUACGAGCAAUACAAAGCUUCUGAUACCACCAUUCCCACAGAUGAGGCCACCAAUACCAACGGCACCAAUCGCCUCUUGCAUACCAGACGCGCCACAAGAUCCAAGCGCCUUCUUGAAGGCUGUCCUGAAGAUACCAGACGACAAGGCCCGUGAUCAAUCAAAGCCACCAGCAACAAACCGAGUACCUUUCACAUUCCCACCAACACCACCAGCUCCAACAUCUAAUGUCCCAACGUCGAAUGCCCCGACACUGGUGCAACAGAUGUUCGAUCAUGCAAGGCAAGCGCGAAAAGAGAACAUCUCCUACUGCGCUCGUCUGUUAAACCACUUCCAACUGAUGGGCAUUGGCAUGCCCAGAUACUUCUACAGUACCCAGAAGAACUUAGUUCACGCCCAGAUAAUCCUCCCAGACAUGCGAACAUUCUACGGUGACUUGUGUUCGAAUCACGAGCUGGCAGCCGAGAGUGCAGCGAAGAAAGUCUACACUGAGUUGAACCUGGACAACGCACCAAAGCCUCGUCCCUACUUCGAUCUACUGCCCCCAAAUGCUUGGUUGAACGUCCAGCCCCCAGUGAAUGUACAGCCCCCAGUGAUGAUGUCCCCCAGGUCAUUCCCAGAUGCCCAGAAGCCACCAGUGAGACCUCCAGCCAACUGGAACGUCAGAAUGCCCCAGCAAGCCCCAGGCUUCACCCAGAUGGCUCCUCCCAGGAUGGGCCAUCCCAUUCCACCGUUAAUAUCACCGGGCACUUCGCAGGCGGAGGGAAAGCCUGAGGUCAAGCAGAGCGCACCCUUUGUGCCCCUUCAAGCUCAGAAGAAGACACGCUUACGUCAUCCCAAGGACAAAUCCCAGGAAACACCGCAUUAUGCCAAGGAACAAACCCCUCUCAAGCCACAGAAGGCCAAACCCAAAGAGAAUUCUCCAAAGAUACCCAGGGAUGAGAAGGCUACGAAGGAGAAUGAACAGAGCAAAGCGGGAAAGGACAAUCCAACAGUUGCACAAAAGAGCUAUAAGAAUCCUAGGCAAAGGAGGUCGAGAAUUGCUGCCAAUUUUGGAUCCUCCGCUGCUAAUGGCAGUGAUAAAUAAAUGUAUCGAUUUUGGGGUUUUUUGAGGAUAUGUUCGAUGAAUGAGUUUCUGGGGUUCUGGGGAGGGGGCAGUAAUGAAGUGGUGAAUUGGGAUAUGUUGUCUUUGUUUUUUUAUUUCUUUUUGGAGCUGAUUGUUAUCGAGAUUGUUUGGAGGGGAGUUGGAGAGCUAUUUCUAGAAAUUUAUCUGCUAAAUUUGGAAUUUAUCUCGAUAAUGAGGAACUCUGGAGAGAAUUUCCAAACUCAAUUUUUCUACAUUUUUUUUUAAUGACUCGUCAUCAACAUAAUUUUGAUAUUCAACUAGAGGUGCAACAUUCGAAAUUGAGAAAGGACAAUCGUGUAUAUUUUUUGUGCAGAAUUGAAUUUUUAGCAAAAAUUGUCUUGAAUGUUUUGUCGGAGCUCAUUACUAUCGAGAUAAUUGCAUAUUUCAAUAGAUGUUGAAAAGUUCAAAAAAAUUUCAAUUUCUAAAAAAUUUCCACUUAUCUCGAUAACGAGUGAUUCUCAAUUUUUUUUCUACAAAGAAUGUACAUAAAUUUUCGUAAAACACUCGUUAUUAAGAUGACUUUGUUAUUCAUCCAGAGGCGAAACGCUUGAAACUGAAAAAAAUAGGGAGAAUUUAGCAUUCAUCCCGAUUAUUCUGCAAUUAUCUCGAUAAUGAGUGACUCUAGAGGAAAAUUUUUUUGUAAAGGAUUAAUCUCCUCAAAAAUGUUCAAUUAAUAAUUGAUCUUUUUCUAAAAUUCUUCAUUGAGAAAAACAGUUCUAAAAAUCUCGAGAUACAAAAAAACGAUCUCGCCACUUCACUACUAAAUCAAUCCCUGAAAUCUCAUGAAACUGUGCGUGUAUCAUCAGGUUUUUUUACAAAUCAAUGAAACGAAUGAAUUUUGUUUUGUUCUAAACGUCAGAAUGGGUUUUCAAUUGUGAAUAUUCUGAUGGAAAUUUUUUCCUGGCAGCUUUCACUCAAUUGACCUCAUUCAACCGAAUAAUUUUUACUUAUGUUUUGAUUUCCACCACUUUACGUGAGUAUUUUGACACGACGUUUAGUAUUAUUGAGUUUUGAUAUUAUUAUUGAAAAGAUGUAAAUUACAUUUUUUUUAUUUAUUCAUACAUCUUAGUUUCUGUGUCAAAUCAAAGCUUGAAUGUAUGUGAUAAAGAUGAUAAAUUGUUUUUUUUCUCAGGAUUCUUUCGUAUUUUCUUACAAAAAGGAAGAAACUGUGUUUUUAACUGAAAAUCACAAUCAUGUGCAUAUGAUAUUGACGAAUGUAAAUUUUCAAACUUCAUGUGCUGCCAGUACUGAUAAGAAUUCAGAGUACGAUUUAACAAAUGUUUACAUUGAUUUGAUGAAUUUUGUAAAGAAAUUAAAAGAAACAUAGAUAAAUAUGCUUUCUCAUUUCAUUUUGUAGAAUCAGUGAAAUACAUUUGAAUAGAACAUGAAUAAAUAAUCACAAAGUACAAUUUUUCUAAAUACUA